Messenger RNA from Neltuma alba, 1119 nucleotides. Its product is annotated as ATP synthase subunit O, mitochondrial. Gene Ontology annotation, molecular function: proton-transporting ATP synthase activity, rotational mechanism. Gene Ontology annotation, biological process: proton motive force-driven ATP synthesis. Lineage: Eukaryota; Viridiplantae; Streptophyta; Magnoliopsida; Fabales; Fabaceae. Bases 137 to 889 code for a protein of 250 amino acids. The record is from RefSeq and is a predicted model, not a curated record. The transcript has 6 exons. Gene Ontology annotation, cellular component: membrane.
AGGGCAAUCCCGUGCUUCCGGACCUCGCUUGCUUCCUAUUCUCUGCCUUCAUAGUUCGUCCUAGACAAAGCGACUAGUCUGGUUUCUUGUUUCCCCAACAGAACGCAGAAUCAUCUGAAAUUAGGGUUUCUCGGCGAUGGCAUUGUGUGGCCGAAUCAGAUCAGGCAUUUGUCUCGUCAACAAAUUGACGCAUCUUACUUCCGAUUCUAUCUCUGCUCAGAGAUCCACACUUCCUCGAUCCCUGAUUGCCCCCUUCACUUCCCUGGACUCUAGGAAUUAUGCCACUGCAUCAGGGAAAAAGGAUGAAAAAGUAAAGGUACCACUGGCCUUGUUUGGAGGUUCAGGAAACUAUGCCUCUGCUUUGUAUAUUGCAGCAGUAAAAGCUAAUGCAUUGGAAAAGGUUGAGUCUGAGGUUCUUGACUUUGUUGAGGCAAUAAAGAAGAGUCCUAAAUUUUUACAGUUUACAAAGGACUUGUCUGUGCCUAAAGAUAUCAGAGUUAAGGCCAUCGAGGAAAUUUCUAAGGAAGCUAAAUUUUCAGAUAUUACGAAGAACUUCCUUGUUAUCGUGGCUGAGAAUGGGAGGCUAAGAAACUUAGAUACCAUUGUAAAGAAGUUUUCUGAGGUGACCAUGGCGCACAAGGGAGAAGUGAAAGCCAUUGUGACCACUGUUAUUCCACUUCCUCCUCAAGAAGAGAAGCAACUGAGAGAGACCCUUCAGGAGAUCAUAGGCGCAGGGAAAAAGGUUCACAUUGAACAGAAGAUUGAUCCCAGCAUCCUUGGUGGUUUAGUGGUAGAAUUUAACCAGAAGGUCCUAGAUGUUUCAAUUAAGACUAGGGCUAGCCAGAUGGAGCGGUUCCUCCGGGAGCCCAUAAAUAUUGGCGACAUCUAGAUGGAAACAAUUUCUUGUUGACAUUUGCUUUCGUCUGCAACAAUUUCCCUGAACAGUUCAAGAAAGAGAUGAAGUAAUCUUAUUGCUUUUUUGUGUGUUUCUCAUAUCUGUAUUUGUGGGAUGCAAUGCAAAUCUUUUUGCAAAUAAAAGCUACUUCCUCCAAACUUCUCAUGAUGCCUCGGUGCCCUUUGUAUGGGAUUGAGUAUAUCUUGAUUUGGCCUUUUGAGUUA